Molecule: messenger RNA, 930 nt
Organism: Meyerozyma guilliermondii ATCC 6260
Lineage: Eukaryota; Fungi; Ascomycota; Pichiomycetes; Serinales; Debaryomycetaceae
Exons: 1
Coding region: 1-930 (309 amino acids)
Source: RefSeq, a predicted model, not a curated record
AUGGAUCUGAUCGCCGGCUACAGUUCUGACACCUCUGACACAGAAAACGAGUCCGACACCCAAUUGCCUUCUCCUGACUUUUCGCCGUUCCUGGAGAAUUAUUUUGGCAACAACAACAUGGCCAGUAUCUUUCUACACAUUCCAUGGAACCCGCCCAUGCAGGUUGCAAAUCAACUUAAAACCAUUGCGUACGACGCACUUAGGCAGUUGCGGCAACAACACCCCGAGUAUAUACUGAGCUACACCUGGAAUGCAGUAGGGGAGCGUACGAAACUGGUUCAUGGUAAAUUCAGCAUAACCAAUAAGUACGUCCUUCGCACACACCAUAUCUCACUCUGUUCAAACAUCAGAGGAAAGCCACAAAACAUUGACAAUUUCAUCAAUGAUUUUAAAGGUGAAGUGACAAGAAUGAGGAUACCGCCACUGAUGAUUCAGCCAGAAAAGACCGAGCAGGAAAGAGCCAAAUCACUCAAUGCCAUUCUUUUUCGGGACCAACCUCCACCAUCCAGAACCGCUCAAAAGUAUAUAAGUCUUCGUCUUCGCCCUCAACUUCGUCUUUUCCGGAGCUUCUCCUCCAAAAGCGUCUUCUUGGCUGCAGUUCUCGAUUUCUCGGCGCCAGAAGAGCAAGCUUUCUUUGGACAAAUAUGGGAAACCAUCACAAGCAAUGUGGACAAGCUGGGCGUUGAAAUCGAAACAUUUCGCAACAACAAAGAGCUUAAGCCCCCUACGCUCCACGUUUCAUUACUAUACGGAGAGAUGAACAAGAAAGCAAGCCAACAAUAUCAUGAAGUUAAUGAAAGUCUUCAACUGUUGCACUUGGAUCAGCUCAAAGAUAUCCAGGUUUGUGUCGACAAAGUUAUCAUUUCGAAACUCGCCAAAGUUCACAAAACUACUUCAAUUCCAUUCGUUAUCGAAGAAACAACUGCAUAG